AUGAAAAAGUACUCUACAAUGGAUCUGAAAGUAUCAGCGGAGGAAGGAAUCGGGAACCAAGCACAUGUUAACGAGGUAUCUGAGACUCCCGAGAGUCAACUAGAUGGGGGCCAAGUGACUUUGACGCAAGAGUUCAGGAACCCAGCGUCUGCAGCGACAAAAUUCAAAAAGGCAAAAAAAAAGAAACCAACGAAAAACUCAGCUACAGAACUAGGCGAAGCAUUAAAUGCGGUUGAAUCCAAUCAAAUAAAAGAAGCACCAGCAGAACAAGGUGGAGCGUCGGUUACACAUGUAUAUAAUUUACGAGGUUCGUAUUAA
Molecule: messenger RNA, 318 nt
Organism: Pieris macdunnoughi
Lineage: Eukaryota; Metazoa; Arthropoda; Insecta; Lepidoptera; Pieridae
Source: the annotation of a GenBank genome assembly